CACCAAAUUUCAUUGGUAGUGAUAGUUUGUUAAUAUGUCACAGUAGUUGACAGAAGCUCAGCUGAGGCUUAAUGGUGCCCCUUUUUGUUUUACAUCCCAAUCAAUAGUUAUAGUUAGUCAUCAUCAUCAUCGACAACCACAAAGGCAUGCUGCCCUAGUUCAAAUUCACACUUGCACCUUCAUCUCUCUCCUUGCACAACACGCCACAAAACCGUUACCAUUUCGGGCACUCCCAGUUCCAUCCUUAUCCCACCUCCGAAUGCGUCAUCACCGCCAUGUAUAUAACGACGGCCUCUUCCUCUGCCACUUCGCUCCUCAGAGCAACCAGGCCCAAACUCUUCUCUCCCUCACCUUCUAGAACCUUCGCUUAUCCACGUUCCUUCGCUCCCUACUCCUCCCGCACCUCCUCCGCCGUCACGCGAUCCUUGCGCGCCUCCCUUCCCCGCUGGAGCCACCGCCUCCAUCGCGCCUCUCCUCAAAUCAGAGCCGUUGCUCCCGCCGCCCAACGCUUCCGCCGCGAAAUCGCUACCAUGGCCAAUGAAAAUCCUUUCAGCGGAAACUUGACGAGUCUCCCCAAGCCUGGUGGUGGCGAGUUUGGAAAGUUCUACAGUCUUCCUUCUCUCAAUGAUCCGAGAAUUGACAGGUUACCGUACUCCAUCAGAAUUCUCCUUGAAUCUGCCAUUCGUAACUGUGACAAUUUUCAAGUCAAAAAGGAAGAUGUUGAGAAGAUUCUUGACUGGGAAAACACUUCUACGAAGCAAGUUGAGAUUCCUUUCAAGCCCGCACGUGUUCUCUUGCAGGAUUUUACUGGAGUCCCUGCUGUUGUUGACCUGGCUUGCAUGCGUGAUGCUAUGAAUAAGCUUGGAAGUGAUUCAAAUAAGAUCAACCCUCUGGUUCCUGUUGAUCUUGUCAUUGAUCAUUCAGUUCAAGUUGACAUUGCAAGGUCAGAAAAUGCAGUGCAGGCCAACAUGGAGCUUGAAUUUCAGAGAAACAAGGAGAGAUUUGCUUUUCUUAAAUGGGGUUCAACUGCAUUCCGUAACAUGCUUGUUGUUCCUCCUGGUUCUGGUAUAGUACAUCAGGUCAAUCUUGAAUAUCUUGGAAGGGUUGUAUUCAACAAUGAGGGCUUACUCUAUCCUGACAGUGUGGUUGGGACUGAUUCACAUACAACUAUGAUAGACGGGCUUGGUGUUGCUGGAUGGGGAGUUGGAGGCAUUGAAGCUGAGGCAGCAAUGCUUGGUCAGCCUAUGAGCAUGGUUUUGCCUGGUGUUGUUGGGUUCAAGCUUUCUGGAAAACUACGUGAUGGUGUUACAGCAACAGACUUGGUUCUAACUGUGACUCAAAUUCUCAGAAAGCAUGGUGUUGUGGGGAAAUUUGUAGAAUUUUAUGGUGAUGGUAUGGGUGAAUUAUCUUUGGCUGACAGGGCCACUAUUGCCAAUAUGUCUCCUGAAUAUGGUGCCACUAUGGGAUUCUUCCCUGUGGAUCAUGUUACAUUACAAUAUCUCAAGUUAACCGGAAGAAGUGAUGAAACUGUGGCCAUGAUAGAAUCUUAUCUCAGGGAAAACAAACUGUUUGUUGACUAUAGUGAGCCCCAACAAGACAGGGUGUAUUCAUCAUAUCUAGAAUUAAACCUUUCUGAUGUUGAACCAUGUAUGUCAGGUCCAAAGAGACCUCAUGAUCGGGUGCCAUUGAAAGAAAUGAAGGCUGACUGGCAUGCUUGUCUUGAUAAUAAAGUUGGGUUUAAGGGAUUUGCUAUACCAAAAGAGGCACAAGGAAAAGUUGCAAAAUUUGAUUUCCAUGGGCAGCCAGCAGAGCUCAAGCAUGGCAGUGUGGUGAUUGCUGCAAUCACAAGCUGUACAAAUACAUCAAACCCAAGUGUCAUGCUAGGUGCUGGUCUUGUUGCAAAAAAGGCUCAUGAGCUUGGUUUGCAGGUCAAGCCUUGGGUUAAAACAAGUCUUGCUCCAGGCUCUGGAGUUGUUACAAAAUAUUUACUCCAGAGUGGACUGCAAAAAUAUCUAAAUGAACAAGGUUUUCAUAUUGUUGGGUUUGGCUGUACUACAUGUAUUGGAAAUUCAGGAGAGCUGGAUGAAUCCGUUUCUUCUGCCAUAUCAGAAAAUGACAUUGUAGCAGCUGCUGUGUUGUCUGGGAACCGUAAUUUUGAGGGCAGAGUACAUCCAUUAACCAGAGCCAACUAUCUUGCCUCUCCUCCUCUAGUUGUUGCUUAUGCUCUUGCUGGCACGGUUGAUAUUGACUUUGAGAAGGAGCCAAUUGGGACAGGGAAGGAUGGAAAGAAUGUCUACUUGAGGGAUAUCUGGCCAUCCACUGAAGAAAUUGCCACGGUUGUCCAAUCCAGCGUGUUGCCUGACAUGUUCCGAAGUACAUAUGAGGCUAUUACCAAAGGGAACCCCAUGUGGAAUCAGCUACAAGUUCCUGCUGCAACUCUCUACUCAUGGGAUCCCAACUCAACAUAUAUUCAUGAACCCCCAUACUUCAAGAACAUGACCAUGGAUCCUCCUGGACCUCAUGGUGUAAAAGAUGCUUAUUGCUUGCUGAAUUUUGGUGACAGUAUAACCACUGAUCAUAUUUCUCCUGCUGGAAGCAUCCACAAGGACAGUCCUGCUGCUAAAUACCUUCUUGAGCGUGGGGUGGAACGCAAGGACUUCAAUUCUUACGGAAGUCGUCGUGGCAAUGAUGAGGUGAUGGCAAGGGGAACUUUUGCCAACAUUCGCCUUCUUAACAAGCUCUUGAAUGGGGAAGUUGGCCCAAUGACAAUUCACAUUCCAACAGGGGAAAAACUGUACGUGUUUGAUGCAGCAACGAGAUACAAGGCAUCUGGGCAAGACACCAUUGUGCUGGCUGGAGCUGAAUAUGGUAGCGGGAGUUCUAGAGAUUGGGCUGCCAAGGGUCCAAUGCUACUGGGAGUCAAAGCUGUGAUUGCUAAGAGUUUCGAAAGAAUUCAUCGCAGUAAUUUGGUAGGAAUGGGUAUUAUUCCUCUCUGCUUCAAAGCCGGUGAGGAUGCGGACACAUUGGGAUUGACUGGUCAUGAACGAUAUACGAUUGACCUCCCAAGUAAAAUCAAUGAGAUUAGGCCUGGCCAAGAUGUCACAGUUACAACCGAUAAUGGAAAAUCUUUCACCUGCACAGUACGCUUUGACACUGAGGUUGAACUUGCUUACUUCAACCACGGAGGCAUACUUCCAUAUGUAAUAAGGAACCUCAUUAAGCAGUGAAGCCAUUGUAUUUGUCGAUGGAAAAUUCCAAGCUUUUCAAGUUGUAAAAUGUGAGAAUAAUUUUCCGAGUGAUAGUAAAAUAUCCCUUUUUUGGGGAGAUUUUGACAUUCUUCAAAGUUUGUUUAUUGUUAGACCAGUAAACACUGAUUAAUUUGAUUGUGUGAUAACUCUGCCCCUUGAAAAUGGGGACAAUUGUGUAAGCCAACGUGAAGUAUGAAUCGUACCCAUUGCUCUUGCCACUCGGUCU
Molecule: messenger RNA, 3474 nt
Organism: Cajanus cajan (pigeon pea)
Lineage: Eukaryota; Viridiplantae; Streptophyta; Magnoliopsida; Fabales; Fabaceae
Source: RefSeq, a predicted model, not a curated record